Messenger RNA from Rotaria sordida, 1749 nucleotides. NCBI's taxonomy places the organism in Eukaryota, Metazoa, Rotifera, Eurotatoria, Philodinida, Philodinidae. The record is from the annotation of a GenBank genome assembly.
AUGAUGUCAACCGAAGAAGAAAUGGAAUAUCAGUCUUAUCCAUCUGCAUCAGUCAAUAUUCCAAUGUCUUCUGCUCGUCGUCGUUCAGUAUCUCGAAGACGUGAUCGUAGUUUGAAUUCUGUUCACUUUCAAAAUCUCAAUCGUACGUCUAAACGUGCAGCUUCUACACCGAAACCAACUCGUCCUAGUGGUCGUACUUUAAAUCAAUCAUCAACCAACAAUCAAUUAUCAACCAACAGUCAAUCAUCAACCCACAAUCAAUCAUCAACCAACAGACAUGUUGCUAUUUCUCUUCUUUCACCUAUUCAUCCAUCAAAUUCACCUGAUCGUUCUCAAUCACCAGCUCCACUAUUGCCUUUCGAUUGUCCAUCAGAUGAUGAACAACAUCAACAGCAGAACAUGCAUAUUACAACUCGAUCUGGUAAAAUGAAGAAAGAUACAGUUUUAUCAUAUUUUACUCUACGAUCAGAUGGUCAAUACGACUGCAAUACUUGUCAUCAGACACUCCCGUUAAUACAACAUGCAACCACAAAUGCAGUAUUAAUAUCAAGAAAUAAUGUACAACCAAUCGAAUCACCAAUGCGUCGACCGCAUCCCUCAUCAAAUGAUGAACUGUCGGAGACGGAAAGCUUCAUGAAUGAUAUUAGUACAAGAACAGUUCACAAUCAUAAACGUACCAGAUUGAAUGCAAGCAAGUUACAUCAACAACAACCAACAAUAACUACAUCGGUUCAUACAUCUUUAAAUAAUCGUACUCAUGUAACAACAACAAUAGAUGAAGUGAUCUCGAUCGAAGCUGAACGUUUUGCACAAUCAAGAUAUCCCUUUCCACCCUUUAUCAUUCGUUUCGCAACGCCAAAUAUUAAGGAACAAACAGUGUCAGAAGAUCUUCGUAAACAUUUAAAACAACAUAAUCAACUAGAUAUCGAAUUUGUCGGCUAUCGACGUUCAACAAAUAAAUGCAGCAAUAAUGAAAUUGAUAUACUAUUAUUUGUAAAAGAUAGUUAUUCAUUCGCAUGUCUAUUCGAUGAUUCCAAUUGGCCUACAUUGCUUAAUGGAGAAAUGUUUGUUCGAUCUCAUAAACCACCAAUACCACCUCAAUUGUCAUUAAUAAUUAAAAACGUUGGAUUAAAUAUUGAUUGGGUACAUUUCUCUAAUGAAUUAAAAUCAAACUAUUCUGGUAUUGUCAAUGUUAUAAGAAUGAAAAACAAGAAAUAUGAAAAUAUUAAACUUAUCAAAAUCGAAUUUGAUAAACCUAAACAAAGAAAUUAUAUUUUACUCAAAGGCAAAAUUAUGAUCGAAUGUUUAUCAUAUGAAGUAGAAGAAUAUUUAGCACCUGCAAGGGACUUCCCGAGUCUACCUAGUGCUCAAAAAUCAACUAUUCAAGGUUAUAAAACUAAUAACCACAUUAAUGUAAUAUUAGAAAAAUUAUCCUCGACAAACGCUAAAUUUGAACAAUUCAUGGCCAAUGUAAUUGAACAAGAUAAAAAAGUGGAAAUGAACAUACAAGAUUUACAAAAGAAUGGACAAACAAUGAUGUCUCAUAUUACACAACUACAAGUUUAUUCAAUUCGACAUGAAAAUCUUUUUAAAAAAGUAUUCUUACCAAUAAUAGACGACUUGUCGAAAUUUGUGUUAAGUAUGAAUCAGGAUAAACAUGAUAGAGUUGUUGAUGCCGAUUUCGGUGUUACACUUGAACGAUUACGGACACAAUUGAAUAAUGCACUAGAAGGAAAAGACUUUUGUUAA